Oncorhynchus tshawytscha (Chinook salmon) is the source of this 2731-nucleotide messenger RNA. RefSeq lists its product as uncharacterized. NCBI's taxonomy places the organism in Eukaryota, Metazoa, Chordata, Actinopteri, Salmoniformes, Salmonidae. Bases 132 to 1604 code for a protein of 490 amino acids. The record is from RefSeq and is a predicted model, not a curated record. Gene Ontology annotation, cellular component: nucleus. Gene Ontology annotation, molecular function: histone binding; histone deacetylase binding. The transcript is spliced from 16 exons.
AUUUCUGAAGAAGCGAAACCGGAUGCCCUGCCAACACGGAAUUUCUUAGUGGCAGACUGGCGGAGUUUGGCGCGAACAAUUUUCUGAUUUGGGGAAGUUGUUGCGAAAGAUAAUACACGAACACCUGCAGGAUGGGUACCGAUCAACAUGGCAAGAAAGUCCAAUGCGUACUUUGUCUAACGUCCGAGGAAAAUCGGACAACUGGACCGUUAUCAACGAAAGGUUCUAUCACCGCUCAUCAGAACUGCUUGCUGUAUUCAUCAGGGAUUAUUUGCCAGAAUUCGCCAGAGUUUGACGACUUGUUUGGUUUCUCUGUGGAAGACGUCCUUAACGAGUUGAAAAGGGGAAACAGACUGAUUUGUUACAGAUGUAAGAAGAAGGGUGCCACGGUGGGAUGUGAGGUGAAACGCUGUAAGAAGUCCUACCACUACCCCUGCGCUGUGCGAGAUGGGGCCCAAAACGUCGAUGACCACACAGAAGAGAAGUUUACGUUGUACUGUCUGAAGCAUAAUCUGGCGACAGCAGCAACCAAUGAAACAGUGAGUAGAGCUUUGUCUACCAACGGUGAUUCAGACACAACGAUGAACAACAAUGGAGAAACGUCACCCAAGUCGUUGCAGAAAGAGCUGAAAGGACUUGAUGCAGUGGCCGGAUCCUCAUCUUACCAUAGUGACUCCAACAUGUCUAGUAAACGACGGCAGAAACAAACACCCAAGAGACGGUUGAGCUGCUCUGGCACACCGGAAGUGGAAUCAUCAAAAAAGUCCAGAAAGUGGAGCAGGAUAAUUCAGAACAGUUUCUCAAACUCAGACGGAGUUGUGAAUGGAAUUGACAUGGAGUUAGCCCCUUUGGAGUCUGAUCUAGAAGACAGUGUGUUCUCUGAACACAGAAAUCAUGCUGAGGCUCUCACCAGAGGAUGUCAGCCAGAACCUGAACACAGUGACGAUAGCGAUGGGGACCAAACAGUCAUAGACUCAGAUGCUGAGUCUCAGAGUCUGUUGCUGCCUGUGAUGCUGUGUGUGGUGUCUGAAGAACCCUCUCAGGACCCAAACCUCUCAGUGUGCAGUUCUCAGCCGUGUUCUGUGGCUAGUCCUGGUUCACCUGUCCUCUCUGGUCGACAGGGCAGCUCUCUCACACUUGGUCCCAUCUCAUCUGUCCACUCUGGUCCACUCAAUGUCACCAACACACCUACUCGUACCAGUCCACCAGUCUCACCUGUCCCGCCUGAUUGCCCUAACACCCCUGUGUCCUCUCCACACUCUGUAUCCAAUCAUCCCCUGGCUGGGCCCGGAUGCCUGGGCUCACCUAUUGGUUCUGGCUCUGACUCUGCAGCCAGCAGAGUGUUCUGGAGAAGGUGUAACGAAGCAGGCUGUACACAGUCCAUCUUCACCACCUUCUUCUCUGACAUGGUCAGCAUCUCCAAUAGGAUCCUGUCAGAUAAGGCCAGUCAGGAGGAUUAUGAUCUCUCUCUGAGAGUGAUGGAGGCUUCUGGAAAAUUAUCACAGAUGCUCUCAGAGCAAGAGAGAGAGUUUAAGAAGAAGCAAAUGGAGUUACAGAGCGCUACGGCAGCCAUAAGGGAUGCCAGGUCAGCCCUGAAGAGAUAAGCAGCCCUGCCAGAUCAACUACAACCCCCAUAAUCCACCUUCCCUCAUUCAGUUCAUUGGCAUCACAAGAUUUUAUGGGGUGCAUUAUGCAGCCAUAUUGAGAAUUUGAUUUCACAAUAGUUUUCACGUAGAUCCACUUUCUUACCUUGUCAAUAUUAUAAUCCCCCCCAAAAGUACUGUUGUUGUUUAUACUGUAUGUUCAAACUCCGAGACCGAGAACCAAUUAUGAAACAAGAGGCUGCCAUUUUGCUUGCCAGUAACAAAAGGAUGUUUUACCUUUAAACAAUAUAUAUUUUUAUAUAAAUAUAUAUAUUUCUAUGAAUAAAUCCCAAAAAGUGUUGCUAUUGUGUUGAUAGCAAGUAUACAAAACAUUAAGAACACCUUCUCUUUCCAUGCCAUAGACUGACCAGGUGAAUUCAGGUGAAAGCUAUAAUCCCUUAUUGAUGUCACUUGUUAAAUCCACUUCAAUCAGUGUAGAUGAAGGGGAGGAGACAGGUUAAAGAAGGAUGUUUUAGCCUUGUGACAUGGAUUGUGUAUGUGUGCCAUUCAGAGGGUGAAUGGACAUGGCAAACGAUUUAAGUGCCUUUAAACGGGUAACCACCCAAAUGACAGCCAGCCAAUCAUACUGGUUUGUGUCAAGAACUGCAACAUUGCUGGGUUUUUCACACUCAAAACACUUUCCCGUGUGUAUCAAGAAUGGUCAACCAAUGGUCAGCCAGCUUUACACUACUAUGGAGUCAACAUGGGCCCACAUCCCUGUGAAACUCUUUCGACACCUUGUAGAGUCCAUGCCCUGAUGAAUUGAGGCUGUUCUGAGAGCAAAAGGGGGUGCAACUCAAUAUUGUGUUCCAAAUGUCUAGUAUACUCAGUGUAUAUUUGUAUGUGAAAUUGUUGCAUUGCGUAGUACCUCAAAGCAUUCAUUUCAAUCAUUUUUAUAUCCCGGACUGAAAUUUUUAACAUCUUCUGUACCUAGAACUUCUUAUCUACAUGAUUAGGAUUUAGAGUUAUUCCUAAAUCCUAUGGGUAGGAACAACUUGCAUGUGUCUAAUUGCUCAUCCACUUCUUUUAACCGCACUGUUACAUGUUUCCACACUUUUUAUUCAUUCAGUAAUAAAUGAAGAACCAAA